GACGUGAGGAUGGUGAGGGGAGGGUUGGUGAAGUGAUUUUGUUAGACCACGUUUUGGGAGAGGUCGAGCCAGUCAGCCGUUAGCCAAAUUUCCUCUGUAUUACUCUUAAUUAUUUUCAUUCUGACUGUAGUUCUUAAACUGCUCCUAAAGGUGCCUGCUAUGCUGUAGCGAGUGGGGAGAGGAGGAACAGAUUGGGGCACAGAGGAUAAGAGAUGGGGAAGCAAAAGAAAGCAAGGAAGUAUGCGACAAUGAAGCGAAUGCUUAGUCUCCGAGAUCAGAGGCUUAAAGAAAAGGAUAGAUUAAAACCUAAAAAAAAAGAAAAGAAAGAUCCCAGUGCACUCAAGGAAAGAGAAGUCCCCCAACAUCCUUCCUGCUUAUUCUUCCAAUAUAACACUCAGCUGGGCCCACCUUACCACAUCCUGGUUGAUACCAACUUUAUCAACUUUUCCAUUAAAGCCAAACUUGACUUAGUACAGUCAAUGAUGGACUGUCUUUAUGCCAAGUGUAUCCCUUGUAUAACUGAUUGUGUAAUGGCUGAAAUUGAGAAACUGGGGCAGAAGUAUCGAGUGGCUCUAAGGAUUGCCAAGGAUCCCAGAUUUGAACGAUUACCAUGCACACACAGAGGAACCUACGCAGAUGACUGCUUAGUGCAGAGAGUAACUCAGCACAAGUGUUACAUUGUGGCCACAGUUGACCGAGACCUUAAACGAAGGAUCCGGAAGAUUCCUGGAGUUCCCAUCAUGUACAUUUCUAACCAUAGGUACAACAUUGAGCGGAUGCCAGAUGAUUACGGAGCCCCUCGGUUCUAAUUCUUAAAAGAUAGAGUUCCUCUGCCUUCCUUUACCAACUUUUUCUGUUGCUGGUUCAUAUUAGCAACAUGCUAUAGCAUGAAUUAUUCUUCUUACCCUUUUCCUGUUAUGAGCUGAGUAUGGUUAAAUACACUCACUUUUUGGUAUUGUUUUGAGAUUGAUAAUUUGUAUCAUUUUAAAUAUUGUUGCAUUUUUUUUUUAUAAAUCAGAUGAUUGCUCAUAUAAUUUGGUGGUGGCUAUUUUAUAUCGAUUUACUCAACAUAUAUUUAUUACAGUUAUCCUCGGUACUUAAUAAGAUAUGGUCCUUCCCUGAAAACAUUCGUAUUAUAAUAGGGGAAAGAGAAACAUGUAUGUGAAUAAAUAUCGUCAUAUAAUGGUGUCAAGUUAAAGGUAUGAGCGGAUAGACCUGUGUAUGAGAAAAGAAUGAUUUCUUUCUACUUGGUUGGAAUGGGGAGGGAGGUAGGGCUAGAGGUAGUUAUAUUUGAGUUAAUCUUUAAAAGUGAAUAAGUGCUUGCCCAGUAUAUGAACAAAGAAACGAGGCAUAAGAAACAUAUGAACAAAAGUACGGAGACGUGGAUGUUACAUGGAAUGAUUGCUUCGCCUGUGCAAACACUACCAUACGGUUUUUCUAACUAGAACAUGGGGAAAAGAGAUCUAGCCUGCAUCUGAGACUCCAGGGGAGGGAGGUAACUGGGAGGGGGCCUUAUAUGACAUGGUAAAGGGUUUGGACUUGAUUGUGAAGUCAACAGGAACUUAUUAAAAUUUUAAGUAA
Messenger RNA from Enhydra lutris kenyoni (northern sea otter), 1581 nucleotides. RefSeq names its product FCF1, rRNA-processing protein (gene FCF1). Bases 213 to 809 code for a protein of 198 amino acids. Lineage: Eukaryota; Metazoa; Chordata; Mammalia; Carnivora; Mustelidae. The transcript has 8 exons. The record is from RefSeq and is a predicted model, not a curated record. Gene Ontology annotation, cellular component: nucleolus; small-subunit processome.